AUGUUCUGUGAACCCCAAACCAUCAUCCUCGCCCUCAAUAUCGCGACGAGUUGCGACGGGUUACCGUGUCCAGAGGCUAAUCGUGUCGUCAUCAUUCCGCAGCCACUAUUGCACACGAUCAUAUUCCUCAUCGAGAUGGCAGUUGCAGCGCGCCUCGCAGCCAAAUUUAAUACCUACUAUGCCGAAAAGCCAGUGCUCACGACGAUGGUCACGAACGCUGUGCUGGGUGGUGUCGCCGAUACUGUUGCGCAGCUGAUCACAGCCUUCAACACCCGCCGAACCCAAACAAGCGGUGACGACUUGAUCUCAAUAGAAAUCCCCAACCUCGACAAGGAGAAGCCACCCACUGUGGGCGAAUGGGGAUACGGCAGGGGCCUACCGCCGUCGUUCGACUUUGAACGCCUCACGCGAUUCAUGGCGUAUGGUUUCUUCAUGGCGCCUAUUCAGUUCCAGUGGUUUGGCUUCUUGUCGAGGGCCUUCCCGCUCACCAAGAUGAACCCCACCGCCCCGGUGUUUAAGCGCGUUGCGUUCGACCAGUUCAUCUUUGCACCAUUCGGUCUCGCGUGUUUCUUCAGCUACAUGACAAUCGCCGAGGGUGGUGGCCGACGGGCAUUGACCCAGAAGUUCCGGGAUGUUUACUUGCCAACCCUCAAGGCCAAUUUCGUGCUUUGGCCGGCAGUGCAGAUCCUCAACUUCCGCGUUGUUCCUAUUCAAUUCCAGAUUCCCUUUGUUUCGACUAUUGGUAUCGCGUGGACCGCAUACCUCUCACUCACCAACUCCUCUGAGGAGUCCUAA
Molecule: messenger RNA, 795 nt
Organism: Penicillium salamii
Lineage: Eukaryota; Fungi; Ascomycota; Eurotiomycetes; Eurotiales; Aspergillaceae
Source: the annotation of a GenBank genome assembly